AUGUCCUCAAACAUAAUCCCACCUUCAGAACAAACGUCAAGCGCUUUAAUCAUCGGAGCUGGUGGUGUAGGGGUUAUAACCGCAUACUCUUUAUACCAUUGUGGGUUGUCAGAGGUGUCGUUGGUAACAAGAUCCGAUUAUGACCACGUCGUUGAGUUUGGUUACAAGAUUGACUCCUGUGAUUACGGUGAAAUCACUAAUUGGAGGCCUCAUAACGUCUAUAAGACUGUUGAGGACGCAUCUUCUGCUGAAAAGUUCUUUGAUUAUAUCAUUAUCACCACCAAGAACAUCCCUGAUGGGCCCAAGGAUUCUACCGUUCAUGCUAUCUUGAAACCAGUUAUCGAAGCAAAUUACAAAUUAAAUGACGAAAAGGUUACCAACGUUGUUUUGAUUCAGAAUGGUAUCGAUAUUGAAAAAGAGGUUUUGGAACAUUUCAACCCAGCGACGUAUAAUCUUUGUCUAUUAUCGGGUGUUCAAUUGAUUGCUUCCACCAAGGUAGGACCGGGUCAUAUCGUUCAAAAGGGGAAAGAUCACGUUAGUUUCGGGUCGUUUGAUAAGGAUGAUGAUAUUGCCAUAGGACAGGCUAAGAAACUGGUCUCCAUAUACCAUAACGAGGGUCACAAUACUGGUGUUUUUGAUGAGAACGUUCGUAAGACCAGAUGGAACAAGCUGUUGUACAACGCAGCGAUCAAUACAACUACUGCAUUGGUCGGUUUAGACGUUCCUAGAUGCUUUGAAUUCUCUGUCGAGAAAAAAGCAACCGAAUUCGAGGUGUUCAGACCUGCCAUGCAAGAGAUUGUCUCCAUUGCUGCCAGUGAGGACGUCUCCAUUGAUGAGAAUUUGAUAGAAUUCUUCAACGAUGUUACUAGGAAUAUCCUUUAUAAGCCUUCCAUGUGUGUAGAUCUGGAAAAUGGAAGGCUCAUGGAACUUGAAAUUAUCCUUGGUAACCCAAUCAGAAUCGCUAAGGCUAAUGGUGUUGAAACACCUACACUAAAGUUGUUAUAUAACUUGUUGAUUUUAGUUCAAAACAAACUCAAAGAACAAAAGAAACUCAUCGAAUUCGAUGAAGAGAUUCUGAAACUUGUUGUUUAA
This is a messenger RNA of Kluyveromyces lactis, 1092 nucleotides long. RefSeq lists its product as uncharacterized. NCBI's taxonomy places the organism in Eukaryota, Fungi, Ascomycota, Saccharomycetes, Saccharomycetales, Saccharomycetaceae. Gene Ontology annotation, biological process: pantothenate biosynthetic process. Bases 1 to 1092 code for a protein of 363 amino acids. Gene Ontology annotation, molecular function: 2-dehydropantoate 2-reductase activity. The record is from RefSeq and is a predicted model, not a curated record. The transcript has a single exon. Gene Ontology annotation, cellular component: cytoplasm.